UAGCAUAUGUAAUAUGCAUGAUGAAAAAUACUCGGUACUAUCAAUAUUUACAGGAAUUUAAAAUCCGUUAUAUAAACGAACGGUAGAUUAAAGGAUAUGUAUAAAAGCGAAAGUACAAAGUAAAGAAACAAACAAAAGGAACUCUUAUUUCUCAAGCAAAAUCUGUCUCCACAGGAUAUCCUUAAUGUGCAUAGCGUUGUUUGGAGUAUCGUUUCCCUUUUCGUCCCUUUCUGUUAAUCGUAUCCCCCUCCGAAAUAAGCCGAUCCCUCUUUUUUCUCUUCGUAUCCCGUCUUUAUCGUCAUCCUCCUGAUCGUUGCGAGAGGGUCGGAGUUCAUUGUGCCACAAGUGCAUUCCAAGUGUCGACCACGCCAAUUGUUCGUUAUGUUUCUGCUAGCAGUUCUGAAUCAACUCGCGAAUCCAACGUACGAACUUCGUCUGACAAGCCCAAAAUAUUUGUGAUUUCUCUUCUUUCCUUUAAAAUGGAUUCGAUAGUUUCAUUAGAGGUCAAGUACCAAUAAUGAUAAGUUUCAAUUAGUGGCUCAAGCAAUUAUAAAAAAUUUCAUAAAGAAUAGUGAUUCUUGUUUGGAUUAUAUCAUUAAUAUAUUUGCAUACAUCAAUGAACAUUCAAAAAUCCCCACCAGAACACAUUUGACGCAUCAAAAAAAGAGUGGGAGUAAGAGUAGAAGAAACGGCAGAAAGUUGAAUUAUACUCUCGUAGACAUGAAACAUGCAAACGUGAAUUCGAUUUGGUUUUUUAAUGCGCGCGAUUCUGUAUAUGGAAUAUCAUACAAAAGAUCAAGAAGCAAUUCUCACGAAAUAUACAGCUAUCGUAUAUACGUUCGGUGACUCUAAAUGUCACCGAGAUAUUUUUUUUUCUUCUCUCAGCCGACACAACUUUGUCGCUUGAUACAACGAUCUCUAAAGCGCACCAAAACACUUUAAUUAUUAUCUCACAUAAUUAAACAUGUUUUGAACGUAUUUGUUCAUUUACAACGAAUCCAUUCGUUGAACCAAAAAGAACGACGUAAAAACGAUACAGCCUUUAUUGAACAAGAUCAUAACAUUAAAAAGGUUAAGGACGGAUCGUUAUGUAAAAUAAAAUUAAUUUCGAAAGUGUCAAAACACUUCAGGUGAAAAUGCACCUGACACGACGCAGGGAAAUAUCAAAGAGUAUGUGUGUAAUUAAUACAUGUAAUGUAUGAAAAAUACUUGAUAAUAUCAGUUAACAGUAAUAGUAUCGGACAGAAAAGGUGCGGUGGAAUGUAACGCUCAUUUUCUUCUUCAAGCGUUGAUAAGAAAACGAUUAAGAUGUCCCCUUCGUAAGUGUCGUGCCUACUCGAAUUAUCCAUCAAGUCCGUACUUCCCGUCGGAAUACACCCUUUGAAAAUGAUCCCUCAAACGGACGCGCCUCGUAUUUAUGUCGUACCUCAGUGUUUCCGGUGCCAUGACCACGAUCGGUUUAAAAAAUUAAAUAGCGUCCCCGUUUCAAUUCCCACGAUAAUCUUCAUUUGUCUAUCUGGAUAAUCUUCAUUCGGGAAAACUAAUCAACUUUAUUUGAAAAGAAUAAUUAAGAAAGAAAUUAUGAAUUUUAAGUAGUAUUGCCGUAUCUGGAAAUGAACGUCUUUGGAAAGUGGUUGUUUCUUCUCUGGACGAUAAAAGCGUCAUAUGCGUUGUCGACUGACCACAUCUGUACCAGAACUGAAAAUUACACGGUCACUUCGAUGGAAACAUACGUACAACCAGUAGUCGUAAACACAUUUACGUGGUGCCUACAAGUACCACCGAGAUGUCCUAGAACGCGAACAGAAAUGAGACAACGAUAUCGAAUAAAGUCGGAAAUCAAGACCAGGAAGGUGAAGGAGUGCUGCGAGGGUUACAAACUAGAAAUUCGUGACAAGAAGGACGGUGACGCGAGCUGUGUGCCUUUUUGCGAGAACUGCCUCGCGGGUAUUUGCAUUUCACCGAACAAAUGUCAAUGCGAUCCAGGAUAUCAAGGAACGGAUUGUUCGAAAGACUAUUUUCUAGAAUGCCCUCCAGGAUUAUGGGGCGUGCAGUGCAUGGAGAAAUGCGAAUGCGCCGAAGAUGUUAUUUGCGAUUUCAGAAAUGGUACUUGUUGCCCAUCAGGUUUCUGGGGACCAAGAUGUGAACAAAAUUGUCCACCACAACGCUGGGGUCGAGGAUGUAAAAACUUCUGCAACUGUAAGGGACAUAUUAACCAUUGCCAUCCUGAAACCGGACACUGUACUUUCUCAGUUACCGACAUACAUUCUACAUCUAAAACCACAAAUGCAGUUCAAUUAUUCAGUACGAAAAUCAUAGAAUUCAAAAAAAGAACGACGGGCCUUUCUUGGACGACCGACCAUAUCGUGGAAGAAGGAUGGGAUAAUUAUGUUACACCAUCGAGCACGGAUAGUAGUUUCGAAAACACGAACAGCGAACCAAUCUCUCAAACGGAUUCAAAUGUUAAAAUUAAAACGCAUAAUCAAGAAAAUGAUAUCACGAGCACCAGCACGAUUCGACCGUUGAUCGUCCUUGUCUCUGUUCCGGAACGACAAAAAACUAUCUUGACAAAAGAUCGAAGUAAGUUCGCAUUAAAGGAUACCUUUUUGAGACAUUUGGAGGAAAAGGGAGAACUUCGUGAUGACCUACCACUGAAAACUGAUUAUGUCAAAACUAUUCAUAAAGAAAAUGUUACACCAGCGGCAUCAAUCCGAUUGGAUGUCGCGUUGAUUAUUAUCGCAUCGAUCGUAUUUCUUAGUCUAAUGUCAAUCGCAAUUAUGACGAUCAUACACACAAGGACAAAACUUUUUGAGACAGUACGACUUUCUAUCUACAACGACGAAAAGGAGAAAAAUAGUGAGCAUGAAAGCGAGAAGCAACGACCACCCAGAAGAAUUUCAACGAUCAUUGAUAGUGCUCUACCUCAUACCUGUACGUACGAAUCCAGACUUCUUUUCAAAUUCUGAACAAGUCGGUACAAUCUUACCAGCUAGUAUAAACAUCGAACCCGUAAAUAGUUACGCUAAUGGUACCGCAACGAUCGGCCUUCGAAUAUCCGGUCAUCUUCGUGAGCUGCUGCAAGAAGAUCAUUAUGACAGGCCACCGACGACCUUGCUACGCCUACACACGGAUUUCGAGUCGAACGGCGAACACCUCUAUGACGAGAUUCCUUUGCAAUCGACUGGCUUCUGCGAGCGUAAAA
Molecule: messenger RNA, 3202 nt
Organism: Vespa velutina
Lineage: Eukaryota; Metazoa; Arthropoda; Insecta; Hymenoptera; Vespidae
Product: multiple epidermal growth factor-like domains protein 11
Exons: 11
Coding region: 1614-2966 (450 amino acids)
Cellular component (GO): membrane
Molecular function (GO): protein binding
Source: RefSeq, a predicted model, not a curated record